Penicillium taxi is the source of this 1650-nucleotide messenger RNA. RefSeq lists its product as uncharacterized. Lineage: Eukaryota; Fungi; Ascomycota; Eurotiomycetes; Eurotiales; Aspergillaceae. The transcript has a single exon. The record is from RefSeq and is a predicted model, not a curated record. Bases 1 to 1650 code for a protein of 549 amino acids.
AUGGAGGAUACUACGGAACCCUCGUUUCAACCUGUGCAAUCAACCGAGCUUGAUGAUGCCCCCUGGAGCCCCAAUAGUUCAUGGAAUUUUGGCAGUCUAGAAGAAGAAGAUUUCAAAGUUGAAGAUCCACAGGCCUUGGUGCAUUUGAUCCAGUGCCGCUUUUGCUCUCGUCCUUACACCAAUCCUCGCCGAUUACCAUGUGGAAGAACCCUUUGCCAGAGCUGUCUUCCUCCAAUCCGGUCUCGAAUUGGCAUCACUUACCCCGCAGUAGAGGGUAGAGAAGAGGGGUUCAUAUGCUAUUGGAGCGAAAAGAAUUAUAGUCAUAAUCCUAUCGAACGCGAACACUGUAUUGCAGACUGUGGACCUGAUAUCGUGCUCUCUUCGGUGGCUGAGGUGUUCCAGGAGGAAUUCAUGUGGCAGACGCCAAACGAAAACAGCCAGGAUAUGAAAAAUGAUAAGGGUUUGAUAGUGCGAUGGAGAUCUAACUCUCCUGAUACAGGACUCACGGCCGGAAGCGCUGAAGUUGGCUCGCAGGGAUGGCUACGUGGUCUAUACCAAGCAGCUGCAAUUGGCCAGCUUCCUUAUACUGCGGUCGAGGUUAAGUAUGAAGGUGGUGCCGUGGAAGAGGACUCCAUUCGAUUCAAUAAUCUUAAAGAGAGAGUUCGGGGUGAGUUAAAUUGUCACAUCUGCUAUUCAAUAUUGCUACACCCUCGGACAUUACCCUGUGGACAUACCUUCUGUUCUCACUGCGUGAGACAAAUUAUGGAGCACUCGGCUUUAUGUCCAAUAUGUCGCCGCAGUAUGGCGAUGAUGCCCAAGUUUGGUCGUGUGAAUAUUACCCUUUCACGACUUAUCGACCAUCUAUUCUUUGACGAAGUAAUGACUCGACGCGGAGCCUCCGAAGAAGCAGAGUUAUUCACUGAACAAAAGCAGCUGCCAAUAUUUGUUUGCACAGUUGCGUUCCCAUUUAUGCCAUCAUACUUUCACAUAUUUGAACCCCGUUAUCGGCAAAUGAUAGAACACGUCGUGGCUCGGGAUGGAGAGUUCGGGGUUGUCAUGCACGCCCAGAACCAUCCGUCGGAACUUGGAAACAGCGUUCAAUUCAUGAAAUAUGGAACUUUGGUGAAGAUUGAUCGCUGUGAUAUGCUCCCAGAUGGGCGUAGCCUUGUUGUGGCGACGGGCGUGUCACGAUUCGCAAUUCUGAGCUCUGACAAUACUCUUGAUUUCAUCAUCGCAAACACGGUCAAAGUGGAAGAUUUCUCAAUCUUGGAACAAGAGAGGCAGGAGGCAUUUCAAACACUCAACACCACUACAGAUACCGACCCAACCACUGACCCGUAUAAAGAUAACGCGAAGUCGACGCAAGAUCUGAUUGACUUAUGUCGAGACUUUGUCAUUCGAUCACGCCGGGAAAAUGCCCAGUGGCUUAAUCCACAAGUAUUGGGCCCAUUUGGGGACGUUCCUGAUGAUCCAGUCAAACUUUUAUGGUGGAUUGCGACUGUCUUGCCUCUCUCCGAGAUUGUCAGAUAUCAGAUUCUCCCAUUGAGGAGUGUCAGAGAACGUUCCCAGAUGGUAGCACAGUGGACUAGAGCAAUGGAUGCCUACCAGUUCGACCACCCCGCCGAAGAAAACCCAAUCUACCAAAUCUAA